CGUCAUCAAUUGCGACUUUUUUGUGUUUUUCGUUGUUAUUAUAAUGCUGGUGUAAUAUAUGUUUCUGUUUGCUUGGUUUUUUAACUUGAUCUGUUCCUGAUAUUGCUGAAUGUUAGUCGGUCGAAUUUUAUGGCUGCGGAGUAAAUUGUCGAAUGUCAGUGCUCUAUGGGGUCUCAAAAUCCAAGCCUUCCUUUAGAGAAUGCUUCCAUCCUCUCAGAGGGUGCUUUGCAAGAAGGUCAUCGACUGUGGAUUGGAAACUUGGACCCUAAAAUAACAGAAUACCACCUUCUUAAGCUUCUUCAGAAGUUUGGUCAAGUGAAACAGUUUGAUUUUCUUUUUCACAAAUCUGGCCCACUCGAAGGACAACCUAGAGGAUAUUGUUUUGUCAACUUCGAGACAAAAGAGGAAGCAGAACAAGCAAUACAGUGUCUAAAUGGCAAACUGGCCUUGUCUAAGAAACUAGUAGUUCGCUGGGCUCAUGCUCAAGUUAAGAAGUAUGAUCAUUUCAAGAAUGAUAAAGUUCUUCCAAUUAGUCUAGAACCAUCAGCUAGCACCGAACCAGCACAGUCCAACGUGAGCAUUAAUGCAAAAAUAAGAGCCAUAGAAGCCAAGCUCAAAAUGAUGGCAGAGAACCCAGAUGCAGACUUCACUGGACCCUCCACUUACUCCUUCAACAAGCCUACAGAGAAAAAAAAGACUAACCCUUAUUCUAGAGCUAAACCUGGUUGCAAGUCGAGAAGAUGAUUGUAUAAUGAGAUCUUGCUGCGCACUGAAAAACUGUCUUGCCUUUCAAGUGACAUUUCAGUACUUUGAACUAGCAACUUUAAAAGCCACUUUGCUCAUUACACUGUAUGUGGUAAAUUCUUUGUAUAUAUUAGACCUUUAGUACUGCAAUAAUUGUUUUUCUCCUUCAGAACAGAAGGCAGGAAAAUAUGUUCUCCACUGGAUGACCGCCAGUAUUUUGUAGCAGGUUAUAGUAUUUAAUAUUUAAGAUGGCAAUAUUUAUCUCAUUUUACUGGUAUGUUACUUUGUCUUGGUUUAUCUUUUGUAAAAAUGUUCUUUGUUCGUUAAGAAAUGAUAAAAGUUAAGGUUUGUAGUUUAAACUUCAGUGCUUAAAGAGCUGAACUUUGCUUUGGUUUGUACGACUUUCAUAUUCCUUAAUAGCUACAUUGUAACAGUGGGAUACUGUAAUAUUUGUUCAGCACUUGUUUUACAGACAUUUCUGGUAGUGUGAUAUUUAUGUCACAGAGGUGUAAUUUUUAUUUUUUAAUUUUGUCCCACAAAAGGCCCACUUAGGCAGAGCCUCUGAUACUGCUGAAACUGAUUAUUUGGGGAGAUUCACUGAUGGCUAACGGGUAUAACUUAUUUUGCCACUCUGUUCUGCCGGAUAAUUGAAGUUGUACUGCUCACUUCACUGUAUGUAAUUUCUUCCUUUGGAGACAGGAAAAGUCUGUAAGUAACAGAUUGUUGCUAGUAAAUUAAAUUACAUUUUUUACUGUCCUUUCACUGAA
Molecule: messenger RNA, 1511 nt
Organism: Protopterus annectens (West African lungfish)
Lineage: Eukaryota; Metazoa; Chordata; Ceratodontiformes; Protopteridae
Gene: RBM18
Product: RNA binding motif protein 18
Exons: 6
Coding region: 166-744 (192 amino acids)
Molecular function (GO): RNA binding
Source: RefSeq, a predicted model, not a curated record